AUGGCCCAGAUAGUGACCACCCAGCCUGGCACAACUAUUGUGGUGCAACAAACUCAAGCUGUGAGGGGCUGGAAUUCUGGAUUGUUUUCCUGCUUUGAUGAUAUUGGAGGCUGUAAGUUAUACCUGUGAUAAGCUGCGAAAAGUUUUGAUCGCCAUGGCGACUAAAUUUGCGGCUAAAAAAGCCAACAAUAUACUUGGCGAUUUUAUACGCCGAUCGCGGCGAUCGGCGAAAAGCGAAAAUCGCCAAAUGUGUCCGGUGCAGCGAUGGUGAUUUAAUUUGGUAUGUCAGAUUUCAACGAUUUUCGCCGGCGUUUAAAUUAGCUAGUUGGAUCGGCGAAUUAAAAUCACCAAGUGUGUUACUAGCUUAAGUUGCCAUUUUGCCGACAUGCGUUCGGCGGUCAAAUAGCAAGUUGUAACGUUUUCAUAAGUUAUUUCAGGAGCCCAUUGGCUCCUGGUUAUUUCUUGGUUUCUGACAUCAGAGUGAGAUAACAAUUUCAAAGAAUAUUAGUCAUAAUUAAUUUCACUGACGAACCGAAUAGAACGACCUAAUUUUAACCAAGGAUCGAAACAGUGUCCCGUCGUUUCGUACCGAGGUACGUUUCGCACUCAUUUUGUGUCGGUUCAUACUCAACCUGCUGGUCAGUUCGUGCCCGUCCCCACAUUCAGUUACGAUCAAAACCCAGGAGAUCUCACGAAACGCCUAACGCAGAUAUUUUUUUGCUAUUUUACGCAAACAAACCAACAUUUAAAUGUUGGCGAUCAAAACUUUUCGCAGCUUAUCACAGGUAGAGUUAAUAACUCUAAUCACAGUUUGGCUUGUGGAAAAGACCGACCAAUCAGUUCUCACGAACAGACUUACAAUGCUAACUAACAAACAAUUUCACACUUGACUCUGAUAAUGAACGCUGCUCAAGUUGUCAAUCACCAACUAAAGUUUUCCAUGGCUUCUUUCAUCCGAACGAUCGGGCCAAAUGAUCAGAGAUUGACAAAUUGAAUGUGUUUGGUUUUUUUUGUCUGUGUACAGGCCUGUUUGGCUGGUGCUGCCCCUGCUGCUUGUUGUGCAGCCUCUCAACCCGUAUGGGUGAGGGGUUCGCUUAUGGCUGUUGCUGCUACGAGAUUGCUCCGUUCACUCUGAGGGCCAAGCUCAGAGCUGAGCAGCACAUUGAGGUGGGUCCUUAAACGCUUUAGACUUCUCCCGCUAUAUAACAGCUGAUAUCUCCUUUUCUGAAUCAUUUCAAUAACAAAAGCAGCAACAAUAACAAACUUUCAUCUACCAAGAAGAAAAAGACUGGAACAGCUCUCUGAUGAACUUUGAAGAAGCGAUUGCAUAAUAUUUUAUGUAAAGUUGAGAACGUUUUUGAACAGAUUGUGACUUAUUUCACCUAAACAUCGUUAAAGUGUUCCAGCUGAGGCGACGUUUCUUAAGUCAGAGCAGAAGUCACCAUCCGAGUCAAUUGUGACUUUGAUGAAGAUUACUUCCACUUCUUAGACUCUCUGGGACAAUCAUACAUGCAAGAGGGACUAGCAUCUAAUUUCUCCUUCCUACAACGUCACCUCUGAAUCAAACGUAAAGGCCACGCAAAUAAAGGAAAUAAUUACUAACUAAAGAAGCUCUUGAUUAUUUAACAAAUUCUUCGUGUGAGAAUCUUAGAAAAGGUAUAGGAAACAGUACGGAGGAUAUGCAUACUGUUGUUAGGGUGUGAAGGUGUGAAUGGUUAAAGAACUACGCCCCGAGUGGGCCAAAGUCAGUUCAAGGUCCGUGUUCAACACGUUAUCUUUUCCGUCCUACUGCCUUGAUUGCUCUCCCCUUUGGUUUAUUUUCCUCUUUCUUAAGACGAACGACUACGAGUUGUAGAUUUUCCAAUAGUUAAACAUUAAGCACGAGAACCUGCGUUAUUACGCGAGACACAAUAGUCGUAUUUAUUCAUGGAAAAGUCAUGGCGUAAGUUGCUCAGUGGUAAAGACGUGAGUGUUAUCGUUUACCGUAUACGGGAAAGGUCUCAGUUAAGUCCGAUAACAAUAAUUGUGAAAACUUUUGUGAUCGAAAAGGGUACAGUGAAAGUUCACGAGGUAAAAAUAUUUUAGUACUUCGCGAAAAACAUGAAUCCAAAGUUAAAGUUCUAUCACCGUUAAGUUUGUUUCUUUGUAAAGUGACUUUGCUCAACAUUUGACUCUACAUUGACGACACCUAACUCCCUUUUUUUUUCUUUCUUUCUUUCUUUCUUUUUUACUUCCUUUCUUUCUUUCUUUCUCUUUUAAUUUAGGCAUGUAAAGUCAUUACUUAUCUAAAUUACAUUUUUUUCUUUGCGGCAGGGAUCCCUUUGCAACGAUGCAAUCACUAUCUUAUUUUGCGGGGAAUGUACCCUGUGUCAGAUGGAUCGUGAACUCAAAGCCAUCGGCAAAUAG
Pocillopora meandrina is the source of this 2406-nucleotide messenger RNA. The record is from the annotation of a GenBank genome assembly. Lineage: Eukaryota; Metazoa; Cnidaria; Anthozoa; Scleractinia; Pocilloporidae.